GAGGCGAUGUAAGGUGACCAUGUCUGUGCGUCUGGCACUUAACUCCGGCCACUGUACGAGCCGGGCCCUAGCCAUUCUCCCCCUAUGGGCGGCUUCACAUCUGUGGGUGGCGGGGGGGUCCCAUCCGCAUCCUUCAUCGGCAGGGACUGCUGCAUCCGGCUGGAAGAUCUUUCAGAAUGUAGGGACAUCUGGACCUCCUGAUAAGAAGAAAGAAGCAUCAACAACAAUGAAUGUAGCACAGUGAAGACUUAGAGAGAAGAACAAUGCUAAGAGGCUUCUAACAAUGGGCUGCAAUAAUACUGCCCUAGACAGUUGCAUGCUUCCCAAUCUCAGCAUUGCUACUGCUCCUCCAGACUCUAGGUUUGCAUUUUCCACCCCACUCAGGAUAUUGUUGGCAAUAAUAAUGAUAGUGAUGAUUGCUAUUGCUUUUUUGGGCAAUGCCAUUGUUUGCCUUAUUGUCUAUCAGAAGCCAGCCAUGCGUUCAGCAAUCAAUCUUCUCCUGGCAACACUAGCAUUCUCUGACAUCAUGUUGUCCCUUUUCUGUAUGCCCUUUACCGCAGUAACAAUUAUAACUGGGAGCUGGCUAUUUGGAACUCAGUUUUGCCAGAUAUCAGCCAUGCUGUACUGGUUUUUUGUGUUAGAAGGUGUAGCCAUUCUACUUAUCAUCAGUGUGGAUCGUUUCCUUAUUAUUGUACAGAGGCAGGACAAACUAAACCCACACCGUGCCAAGAUCAUGAUUGCUACUUCUUGGGUGCUGUCUUUUUGUAUCUCCUUUCCAUCUGUGGUUGGGUGGACAUUAGUAGAGGUCCCUACACGCGCUCCACAAUGUGUCCUUGGUUAUACAGAAUUUUCUGCUGACAGAGUUUAUGCAGUCAUGCUCAUAGUAGCAGUUUUCUUCAUUCCAUUCAGUGUAAUGCUGUACUCGUAUCUGUGUAUCCUGAACACCGUUAGAAGAAAUGCUGUCAGAAUUCACACUCAUGCAGACAGCUUAUGUCUCAGCCAAGUAAGCAAGUUAGGACUUAUGGGACUUCAGAGGCCUCACCAAAUGAAUGUGGACAUGAGCUUCAAAACCAGGGCCUUCACUACUAUUUUGAUUCUCUUUGUUGGAUUUUCUCUCUGCUGGCUUCCUCACUCAGUAUUCAGCUUACUCUCAGUAUUCAGCAGGACAUUUUACUACAGCCCAUCAUUUUACGUCAUCAGCACGUUUAUCUUAUGGCUCAGUUACCUAAAGUCUGUCUUCAACCCUGUUAUAUAUUGUUGGAGGAUCAAGAAAUUCCGUGAGGCCUGUUUGGAGUUCAUGCCCAAAACAUUUAAGAUCCUUCCAAAAGUACGAGGAAGGACAAGGCGACGGAUUCGUCCAAGCACAAUUUAUGUGUGUGGGGAACAUCAGUCAGCUGUUUAAGGAAACUCUUCAGGGAUAUUUGUGAAACAAGCACAAACCGUGUAGUUUAUCAUUCUAAAAUGGGUUACAUGUUCAUGUAUUUUGGUUUUAAAAUAACUGAUUAUAAAGCACAGGUCUUGUUAGGCCAUAUUCUUGUAUUUCAUAACAAUGCACAGUUAUUGGGAUGAUAAUGAUAAAGUCUCUAGCAGACGGCAUUGCCAUCACUAUUACUGAAUAACACCAGCAAGAUGUGGUACAAGUAGCUCUCAUCCUCAACUGUUACCUGAAAUCAUACAGCAAUCAAUCCUUUUGUUUUAAUGCUUUCUGUAAUGGUAAACAAAAUGUGUCCAUGGAGGGGGGGAAGCAGGGGUUGCUGGUUUUGCUUCAGUGUGGAUGAAAGAGGUUGAAUUAACUUGUGUCUAUUUUUGAGAGAAAUUGAGUGUGUGACUAUCUGUGUGCAACACUCUGUGCGGCAUUGUGUGGGUGUAAGCGGGAGCUUGACCACCUGUGGCUGCCACACCAAAUCACAGUUUCAGCUCCUUUGUAUUUAUUGGGUUAGAAGGUAAGUUUCAUUGCUUUAAGUUUGGUCAGUCAACCUAUUGAUUGCUGGAUCUGCCCAUUUAUCUCAAUAAGUCUACCAUAUCUCAAUAAGUCUCUACAAAAUCUUAAUAUAUAUUUCAUAUCUCAUAUACAAAAAAGUGGUGGUUAGCCUUUUGCAUGCAAUUUUUCAUAUAACUCAUAUAGAACACUUGUAUUAAUUCCAGCUGGGACAACCACAUAAAUGCUCCUGAGAUUGUAUAUUUUUUUACUAAAAUAUUAUUGUAUUCAUUUGGAGUUAUUUUAAUUAUAUAAUGGCAUGUCCCUGCAUUUAAUAUGUGUUGUUGCUGGUCAGCCACUAUUGUUUACAUAUUAGCAUUAAUGAAUGUUAUUUUGUUUACAUUGUAGACUUAUUAAGGUAUAUUUUUAUGGUUAGGUAUAGUUUUUUCUUUUAUGGGGCCAUACCUUUAAUUUAACAUUGUUGUUAAGUCUGCAGCCCCAGUCAAUGGGAAUGUAUUUGGUUGUGAAAACCUGUGAAAAACACCCACACGGGGAAGAUUCUUAGCCUGCGGGUAGAAACAAGCUAAAAACAAGCUCUACUGUACACUAUGAACAACCUUUCCUAUGUUUGCACUUGGGCCAACACAGUGCAGAGAAUUAGUCCCAUUUGGCUUAAGCCUUAACAAUGGUAAAUAUGCUUUACUUUAAAGGGCACCCAAUAAAUGAUGAAACUAUAGUGCAUUACCUCUAUACCUAGUUAAAUGCAAAGGUUCAGGACACCCCUUGCCAAAUGACAUAUUGAGUUUAUUUUGUAAGUGCAAAGUAUGUGCAAUUAUUAAUGCACACGGUCUGCUUGGAAGAGUGAUCAGGUGAAAGGUGCAGCCUUGUCACAGAAUUUAGCGUCUGAGCUAUGCAAAACAGCAUUUUGACCAGUCACAAGCAUUUUAAAAAAAAGUGCUGUUGACUGAUGAAAUAGAAAUGUAUGUAUUUGGGCACAAUCCCCAAAGGUUUGUUUGGAGAAAAAAGGAGCAGCAUUUCAUGAAUAAAACACUUUGCCUACUUAGGGCCUCUCCUACCAUGAGCCUCAGGCAGCAGUAAGCUGCAAGUUACCAGGGGCAGCAAAAUGCAGCCAGUGGCACAGUAAACAUUGUACAUGCAGAGAGAAGAAUGGAUUCCACUGAAUAUCAGUAAAUUCUGGAUUUCAGUGUGACACAUUUGCAAAUAUGUAGUUUAUAAACACACUAAUUGCUGCGGUAGUUGUUUUCUACUUUUUCACCUAUAGAAUUAACCAAAUGUGUCAUUUGGCAUGAGGUGCCCAAACUUGCAGUCAACUGUAUAUACAGUAUUAGUCAAACAAGACAACAGGCUGACACUGGCAUAAUACUAUUAGUUAGUGAUUUUGCCACCCUUAUGAAAAACAUCCUUGGGACAACCAUGGCCAUACAAAUAGGUUAAAUUUAUUGUAAAAUCAAAGCAAUACCUUACAAAUAACUAUGAUUUCCAGUAUAUACCACUGGUAAUAUGAAAUAAAAACAAACUAAACAGCUA
This is a messenger RNA of Xenopus tropicalis (tropical clawed frog), 3466 nucleotides long. It is a transcript of the gene gpr45, whose product is annotated as G protein-coupled receptor 45. The record is from RefSeq and is marked provisional. The transcript is spliced from 2 exons. Gene Ontology annotation, cellular component: plasma membrane; membrane. Lineage: Eukaryota; Metazoa; Chordata; Amphibia; Anura; Pipidae. Gene Ontology annotation, molecular function: G protein-coupled receptor activity. Gene Ontology annotation, biological process: G protein-coupled receptor signaling pathway; signal transduction. Bases 284 to 1402 code for a protein of 372 amino acids.